AUGAUUCCUCUCGCAAGACAAUCGGUUCUCCGGGCCGCGCGCUCGCAACUCAACCCUUCGCGGGCAUUCAACCAGCCCACGGCCUCUGCUUACGCCCGCCUCCUCUCGACCCUGGCCCUCCUCGAACAGCGUGAUGGCAAACUGCAGAACUCGUCGCUCUCCGCUAUCGCUGCGGCGCAGAAGCUCGGUGGACCCGUCACUGCCUUCCUCGCUGGUAGCGGUGUGAAGGGUACCUCUGCUGUGGAGGCUGCUAAGAUUAAGGGUCUGGAUAAGGUGAUGGCUGUGGAUAAUGAUGCUUAUGAGAAGGGUCUGCCGGAGAACUACGCCCCUCUUCUGGUUGAGAACGUCAAGAAGGGCGAAUUCACCCACGUCGUUGGCGCCCACUCUGCCUUCGGAAAGAGCCUUCUGCCCCGCGUUGCGGCUCUCCUCGACGUGCAGCAGGUUUCUGAUAUCACCGGAAUUGAGAGUGAAGACACUUUCGUCCGCCCCAUCUACGCCGGAAACGCCAUCCUGACCGUCCAAUCGUCGGACUCCAUCAAGGUCAUCACCGUGCGAGGCACCGCCUUCCAGGGCACCGAGACCGAGGGUGGCUCUGCCGAGAUCGUCGAGGGCAGCGACCCCAAGGCCCCCGCCCAGACCGAGUGGGUGUCCGAGGAGCUCGCCAAGUCUGAGCGCCCCGACCUGGGCGUUGCGUCCCGCGUCGUCUCCGGCGGCCGUGGUCUGAAGUCGAAGGAGGAGUUCGACCGUGUCAUCGUGCCCCUCGCCGACUCCCUGGGCGCCGCCAUCGGUGCUUCCCGUGCCGCCGUCGACAGCGGCUUCGCCGACAACAGUCUGCAGGUCGGCCAGACCGGCAAGAACGUCGCUCCCCAGCUUUACCUAUGCGCCGGUAUCUCGGGUGCCAUCCAGCAUUUGGCUGGUAUGAAGGACAGCAAGGUCAUUGCUGCCAUCAACAAGGACCCCGAUGCUCCUAUCUUCCAGGUCGCUGAUGUCGGUCUGGUCGGUGACCUCUUCGAGAAGGUCCCUGAGAUGACUGAGAAGCUUAAGUCGCAGGCUUAA
Messenger RNA from Aspergillus campestris IBT 28561, 1056 nucleotides. RefSeq names its product electron transfer flavoprotein subunit alpha/FixB family protein. Gene Ontology annotation, cellular component: mitochondrion. The record is from RefSeq and is a predicted model, not a curated record. Gene Ontology annotation, molecular function: electron transfer activity; flavin adenine dinucleotide binding. The transcript is spliced from 3 exons. Bases 1 to 1056 code for a protein of 351 amino acids. NCBI's taxonomy places the organism in Eukaryota, Fungi, Ascomycota, Eurotiomycetes, Eurotiales, Aspergillaceae.